Messenger RNA from Brenthis ino (lesser marbled fritillary), 300 nucleotides. Lineage: Eukaryota; Metazoa; Arthropoda; Insecta; Lepidoptera; Nymphalidae. The record is from the annotation of a GenBank genome assembly.
AUGCUUAACUUGGAUCGUACGAUAUUGAAGAUUGUAUGGAUUAUUUUUAGAUGUGCUAUGUUGAUUUUGCUGAUAGAACCGUGCCAUCAGACUUGCAAGCAGUUUCAGAUGAUGCGAGUUUUAGUCAGUCGCCUGAUAUGUAAAUCAACUGAGAAAGAGACAAAAGAAGAAUUAUAUUCUUUCUCUUAUCAAUUAAUGCAAGAUAUGCCUAAAUUUUCACCUCUCGGCAUGUUCACUUUCACAAGACAACUUUUGUUAGCGACGGCUGGGGCAUUUUUCUCAUAUUUGGUUAUUUUAUAU